GUUGAAGUUGAGCGAGGAGAUAGUCGAGGCCGCCGUAGUCGAUGCCGAUCAGAAGCUCUCUCGGGGGAAAAAGUCCUGGGGUCCCGGCUCAUAACGGCUUUUUGUCUUCUUAUGCACGAGUUAGAGCACCUUCUGCAACUGUUUCUCUGACCUCCGCAAGCUUGCCGAUUUCCGGUAAAGAUCGCUGGGCUAAUUUAGCCAGAGUUUCCCACUGACGUGUUUUCCCCGGCUAUUUACCCCCGUGGGGGCUGAUAAGUAAGGGCUGAUAAAUCUA
Messenger RNA from Aspergillus pseudotamarii, 274 nucleotides. RefSeq lists its product as uncharacterized. The coding region runs from base 42 to 215 and encodes 57 amino acids. The transcript has a single exon. The record is from RefSeq and is a predicted model, not a curated record. NCBI's taxonomy places the organism in Eukaryota, Fungi, Ascomycota, Eurotiomycetes, Eurotiales, Aspergillaceae.